GUCCAGGAGAUAUGUGAUAGCCGGGUCGCUUCUCCCAGGUGACCUGCUCCUCCUGAGCAGUCCCAGCCCUGAUGCUCAAGUAAUCAGCUACCGUGGAGGACAAUCCCUGAGGCACUGAGAACAGGGCAAGUUGCUUCUUUUUUCCUUGGUGGAAGGGAUGGUAGGAGUGAGGGCUCCUCCCAGAAGCCCUAACUCAUCCCUGGAGCCGGCCCAGCAGGGGAGCUUGAUCAACAGUACUCUGGCAAGAACUAUCUUGUACCAGGCAUCAUGCUGCUGUGGCCCUGUCCCCUGUACUAGUUGCUGCUACUCUGGGUUGCCCCCUCUCAAGGAAUCUACCAGCAGUAGACUGCUCUACAUCCUUCUACAUGUGGGGGCCUCAGCCACCUGCUGCCUCCUGCUCUCCCGAACAGUUCUGGACACCUUCUGGCUCCUGAAGCUAUUGGUCUUGUUGGGGCUCUGUACUGCUGCCUUCUAUAUCCCAGAUGAACAUAUCUUUCCAGCAUGGCACUAUGUGGGUAUCUGUGGAGGCUUCACUUUCAUCCUACUACAGCUGGUGCUCAUCACAGCCUUUGCUCACACCUGGAACAAAAACUGGCUAACAGGGGCUGCCCAGGACUGGCGCUGGUUUGGGGCAGUGCUGCUGUCCACACUGGUUUUCUACAGCAUAGCUGGAACAGGAACAUUUCUUCUAUUCCACCACUAUACCCAUCCUGCUGGCUGCCUGCUCAACAAGGUUCUACUCGGCCUGAACCUUUGCUUCUGUGGCAUCCUCUCCUUCCUCUCCAUCACUCCCUGCAUCCGCCUCAAACAACCCUGCUCUGGCCCCCUACAAGCCUCCAUCAUUAGCUGCUAUAUCAUGUACUUGACUUUCUCAGCAUUGUCCAGCAGGCCCCCAGAUAGGGUGCUACUUCGGGGACAGAAUCGUACCAUAUGCCGGCCCAGUAUGAGCAAAGCAGGGGCACAGACACCGGACACCUCUCUGACCAUUCUGAGUGCUGGAAUCAUGUAUGCCUGUGUGCUUUUUGCCUGUAAUGAGGCUUCAUACCUGGCUGAAGUGCUUGGCCCUUUGUGGAUGGUUAAGGUUUACAGCUACGAGUUUCAGAAGCCCUCCCUUUGCUUCUGCUGCCCAGACAAUCUAUCACCACAUGGAGGGUCUAGUGGAGAGGAGGCAGGCUCAGGUGCACCACAAACACCUCAUCGACUCUCCUACAGCUACUCUGCUUUCCACUUUGUCUUCUUCCUUGCUUCCCUCUAUGUUAUGGUCACUCUCACUAACUGGUUCAGCUACGAAGAGGCAGAGCUGGAAACUACUUUCACAAGAGGUAGCUGGGCUACCUUUUGGGUCAAGAUCGCUUCAUGCUGGACCUGUGUACUACUCUACUUGGGACUGCUACUGAUUCCAGUUUGCUGUCCAGCCACUGGACCAUCUCGAACCCCUCGUGUCAUCCGUCGGCGCUGCCGAAGAAUCCAUGUCUCUUCCUAA
Messenger RNA from Vombatus ursinus (common wombat), 1483 nucleotides. RefSeq names its product serine incorporator 4 (gene SERINC4). NCBI's taxonomy places the organism in Eukaryota, Metazoa, Chordata, Mammalia, Diprotodontia, Vombatidae. The transcript is spliced from 11 exons. The record is from RefSeq and is a predicted model, not a curated record. Gene Ontology annotation, cellular component: membrane. The coding region runs from base 158 to 1483 and encodes 441 amino acids.